CUUGGCUUUGUUUCAUCACAUCCUCAAAGACACCUUCAUUUCUCAUCAUAAAAGCCAUCAAAAUAUCCGCAGCGUGACUACACAAUCGCGACUGGGUGACUUUGUUGAAUUGUGACCCAUCAGAUGGACGAGAACGGGCAGAAUUAAGACCACUUCAAAUCAUCACAAGGUCAGUGAUAGACCGGACAAAUUUUUUCUCUCUCGGAUUUCAAGAUGGCGGGCAACGAAGAUUGUGCUUCCGUGUUGGAGCAAUUCAUCCACGAUGCUGCCAAUUUACCGGCCGAAAUCAACCACAUGAUGGAAGAGAUACAAGCCAAAGACAAGGAUCUGCACAAGUUCCUCUCCGUAAUAAAUCAGAAGGACAUGAACAUUCAAAAGCAUCUCAAGGUAAAUGGAGUCCUCGCACCCCAUCCCAAGGAAAAUGAGUAUGCGGAGUUGGUCAAGAAGAAUUAUGAUGCGUCCGCUCAUCUGCAGGAUCAGAAAGUCCACUUGGCUGAAAGAGCUUGCAACAUCUUAGAGCGCCAGCUGAAAAGGUUGGACAUGAAGAUCAAAGAGUUGCAGAACGACGGUCAGCUUGUGGAUGGUCCGCCCUUGCCAAGCAUAUUCAAUCGUAAAGCUGAGGCUCAGAAGUCCUUCAUUGAUCUACCAUCCAAUCUACCUCUCCAAAAUGCUUCCAUCAGUGCUCUUAAUUCGACCGCGCACCGCGUGAAUGCGCACGUUUCCGCGGCCUUGCAGCAAGCACAACCGCGACAAUUGCCGCAACUAGCGACAGCCAGCGUACCUACUCAGCGAAGUUCAGCCCCAGCCACUCCUGCCUCCGCGGUCCAGCAACAACGACAGCGAGAGCGGGAACACUCCGCUGGUGCUGACACAAAGAGACGUAAAUUGGCAUCCGGCUCCAAUCUACCAGCUCAGCCAUCAGGCCUGAGACAGUCAUCUCUCGGUCCUGGCACACCCAAAGCCUCAACUCCCACAGCCACAGCGACCAGUCGAGCAGGCAGCCUUCCUCGGACUACCGGACCUCAGGCAGCCACGGGACCUCCGAAGAAAUCAGGCUUGUCAAAGAAGGUGAUUCCACACCAGCAAGUCAACAAGCUCAAGCAAAAAGGCAUAAUAAAAGGCAGAAUGUCUGCUGGACGCAAGAAAGGACAAUCUCCCUCUAUGCGAGGAGGCCGUGGAGGGACCGCAGCUUCAGAAGAAGACUCAGUCUUGUCUUCCGCCGACGCGUCAGAGACAGACGCUUCAACCACUAGGGGAAGACGAGGCACGAAGAGGCAAGCUCAGGAGGAAGUCGAGGUGGGCGAGGACGAAGAAAUGGAAGACGAAGAAGGCGAGGAUGACAAGAGGUACUGUUUCUGCGACCAACGCUCUUACGGAGAAAUGGUGGCUUGCGAGAACGAUGAUUGUCCUUAUCAGUGGUUCCAUACGGGCUGCUUGAACAUGAAGAAGGUGCCGGACGAGGAUGAAGAAUGGUAUUGUCCAACAUGCCGAGAGAAACCGGAGAUCAUUGAGAAGGUCAAACUCACGAAGAAAGUUGGACGGAAGUAGGAGUUUCAGUUUCACACUGCGACUUGCAACAACUCAAUGACAGUAUUCAUUGAACAGCAUAACUUAGACCAG
This is a messenger RNA of Exophiala xenobiotica, 1620 nucleotides long. RefSeq lists its product as uncharacterized. Gene Ontology annotation, cellular component: Rpd3L complex; Rpd3L-Expanded complex; nucleus. Gene Ontology annotation, biological process: regulation of DNA-templated transcription. Lineage: Eukaryota; Fungi; Ascomycota; Eurotiomycetes; Chaetothyriales; Herpotrichiellaceae. The record is from RefSeq and is a predicted model, not a curated record. The coding region runs from base 214 to 1548 and encodes 444 amino acids. The transcript has a single exon.